UCAGAGCCCCACUGAUUCCAGUUCAGAAUAGCUCAACCACCAUGUCGUCGCUAGUCUAUCUGCUUCUAGUCGCCACUUCCCUGGGCGCCAUUGUGGCCUAUCAAGUGCCGGAGGCAACAGUCAAGGUCACAGCCCAGGGCUUCGAAGUCUCCAUACCGGCGGAGCCCGGUGUCUCCCUAUUCGCCUUCCACGGCAAAGUCAACGAGGAGAUGGACGAUCUGAGCGACCAGACCUGGGCAGCGGAUAUAGUCUCUCCGCGAAAUGGACGCUUCACCUAUCGGAACCGGAACCACCGUCUCCAGGCGGGUGAUACUCUCUACUACUGGACCACAGCGCGUUAUAAUGGCAUCGACUAUCACAACUACAACCGGAAGUAUAAGGUGGGCCAAGGGGACUCCCAGAGAAUUGAUCUUCAGGGCUCUAAAGGUGGUUCUCAGCCCAUUAUAGCCAAUGGUCCUAAUACAUUCAACAUAUAUGUGCAAUAAAUAAAACAACAAUCAA
Drosophila bipectinata is the source of this 501-nucleotide messenger RNA. It is a transcript of the gene GNBP-like3, whose product is annotated as GNBP-like 3. NCBI's taxonomy places the organism in Eukaryota, Metazoa, Arthropoda, Insecta, Diptera, Drosophilidae. The record is from RefSeq and is a predicted model, not a curated record. Gene Ontology annotation, molecular function: carbohydrate binding.